AUGGCUAGAGAAAGCACCGCACCAAUGGAGCCCCUCACUCCAGGGCGAAAGCCAAACACCCAGCCUCACCCCGCACAUGUCCAAGAACCCGAAUUCGGAAAACCAUCGCCGAUCGGCCCCCCACAACACAGAUCAAACCACCUUUUCAACAUUCCAAAGCCGAAUCAAUCUCGGGCCGAACAUCAUCGACCCGCCCCUCGACCGCAGCCGCAACAGCAGCCACAAUCGCGCCCUUCAGGUCAGUCAAGUGCUACGCCUCACGCUUAUCGCCCACCGGGCACUUCAGGUGCCCCAGUCGCUACGCCGUCGGCGAAGCGAAGCGAGCCAUGGGACCCAUUCAAGCCGGUGGCACCAUCAGCCUACAACAACCCUCGCGGAGGAUUUCCACACGGUGCAGUGAGUAUCAAGCGACCUGAAAAUGUUACUUGGACAACCCCUCGGGCCCCUAGGCCUAUCUACCAAUCCCAGCCUGUUCCACCAAAGAUGGGAGGCGCGUCGAAGAACCUACAGAACUUUAUGGACCUCACACGCGACGAGACUGAUCCUGUUCCACGGCCGACGGUCCGUGCACCACCGAGCUUCGGAGCCAUGGAUAUGAAUGGCUAUGUCGACACGGCUAUGGCAAAUGAGAACAUCAAAGCUUUGCUUGAAGGUGCAUUCGAGGACGAGGAGGACAAAGCUGAGCCGAAACCUAAAGGCAAGAAGAAGAAGGGUGGGAAGAAGCAGUCCAAGAAGAAGUCACAGAAGAAGCAGAAGGAUGAAGUCAUCGUCGACAGGAAGAAGGAACAAGCGAUUGACGACCUUGAUGAUCUUGCUGUUCAACUUCAAGGGGUCACAGUCAACGACCCGAAGGAUAUUGGCGCUAAGUCUGAACAAGAUUCAUCUGCCAAGGUUGCCCAGUCAGACGAAGAAGACGACCAGGCAGCAGAGGAGGAGGAAGAAGAAGAGGAGGAUGAGGAGGAGGAUUACCCUCCUUCCCCAUCAAAUUGA
Penicillium egyptiacum is the source of this 990-nucleotide messenger RNA. The record is from the annotation of a GenBank genome assembly. Lineage: Eukaryota; Fungi; Ascomycota; Eurotiomycetes; Eurotiales; Aspergillaceae.